Molecule: messenger RNA, 1086 nt
Organism: Rotaria socialis
Lineage: Eukaryota; Metazoa; Rotifera; Eurotatoria; Philodinida; Philodinidae
Source: the annotation of a GenBank genome assembly
AUGGCUUCCACACAUCUGAGCAAGAAACGCAUCUUAAUCAUAGGUAAAACAGGUGUUGGAAAAAGUUCAAUCAUUCGGUAUAUGGGUGGAGUCGAUAACAAUGAAAAAAAGCCAACCAUCAGCAAUAAACAGCGAGGUGAAACUUUUGAAAACACUCUAUACAAAAACGAGGAAUUCAUCUUUGCUGACACAAUCGGCUUCGGUGAAACUAACCUGGGCGGGAGGCCAUCAAACAUAAUGAUAAAGAAUUUGAUAGUUUUUUUGGUGAAUAAUAAUGAAGGUUUCAAUCUUGUCAUAUAUGUUAUUGAUAACGAUAGAAUUGACACAUAUGUUAAGAAUACCUAUCAAGUUAUUGAUUCAAUUUUAGGACCCAAUAUUCCAAAAAUUCUCGUAAGAACAGGAGACACAGCAGCUGUCGGUGAACUAAUACCACAAGAUGGUCUCGAUGAGUGGAAAAGAGAAAAUUGCACAUUCAUGAAUGGAUGCCGAGUGUCAUAUGCCAAUAUAGAUCAAAUGAUUCAAGAAAACAAGCCUGAAAUACACAUAAAAGUGGCUCAAGAAAAUAUUGAAGAAUCAAAUCGGAAACUACAAGAACUCAUCAGCCUCCAUUCAAACACGGAUGCUCAGCGGCUGUAUGACCCCAAAACAUUGCCCGACCGUCUGAAACAAACCGUCACACUAGUGUAUAAGCUAUGGAAGUUAGACGAGACAACAUUACGCUCAACACUAUGCCUGGCAUUGGUCGUUUUAAAAAACACUGAAAAAAAUAUAUUUGUAGAUUCUUCUACCCUUUAUAUGCUUUAGAAUAACUCUAAAACGGGAGCGCGAGGGGGGUCUGAGGAGACUGACAGUGAGUGCGGCUAGGAGUGAGCGCGUAACGGUAUGGGUAUGUUGCGGGUGUGGGGUGGGUCUGGAAUGGGGUGUGGGUGUGCUAGUAGAAUGACUUGAAGUAUAUCAAUCAAUACCUAUCAAGACGCGUUUCGAUAAGUGCUAAAUUUUAAACUUAGCAAUUGCUUUUGUACGGUAUGUCCCUAGAUAGGCUUUUAUCAUGCUGUUUAAUUGUAUCAUCGAGAGUUUUAUGACAAC